Molecule: messenger RNA, 2022 nt
Organism: Aspergillus terreus NIH2624
Lineage: Eukaryota; Fungi; Ascomycota; Eurotiomycetes; Eurotiales; Aspergillaceae
Product: putative origin recognition complex subunit 3
Exons: 8
Coding region: 1-2022 (673 amino acids)
Biological process (GO): DNA replication; DNA replication initiation
Cellular component (GO): nuclear origin of replication recognition complex; DNA replication preinitiation complex; nuclear pre-replicative complex
Molecular function (GO): DNA replication origin binding
Source: RefSeq, a predicted model, not a curated record
AUGGAUGCGGAACAUCUGGAGACGGAGACGCAUUCUGGCGCCAAAUAUGGCUCUAACACCCAAGGCGUCUACAUCUAUCGACCUUCCAAAGCCCAGGGCGAACGGCCCUCGAAACGACGCAAGGUGCAGCCGGAUGAUGAAGUCGAUAGCGAGUCCCGCCUGUUUGUUCCGCUCCUGAAUGGCGACGAGUCCGAAGCGUCUGUGCAGUUGAGGUACAAGGCCUACCAAGAGUUGUGGGCUGCGCAGGAAGAAAAGAUCCAGUCUAUUCUUGAAGAUGUUGAUUUCGAUGUGCUUGAAAAUGUGUCGUCUUUCAUCACAUCGUGCUCUCCCCAAACACUCUUAACUCGACUCAAUGAACAACUGACCACAACUGGGGAAGGGGGAGUUGUCGCGCUGGAAUCGGGCGAUGCGCCGAAUCUCAAGACAACAUUGAAGAAUAUCAUUCGAGGUGCAAUUACAAACACGGAGGGGAAUGAAGGAUACCAUAGGUUCCUUACGGACCGAGAUGGUCCGAGACUUCUCGGAUACGACCUUGAUCUGCUGGGAGACUAUGUGAAAAGAAAGGGGGUCAAGAAGCUAGUGAUUGCGCUCCGAGACAGCGAAGCUUUUGAUCCAAGUAUCCUGACAGACUUGCUGUCCUUGUUGAGCUCGUGGCUCGACCGCAUUCCUAUCACCCUGCUAUUCGGUAUUUCGACAUCCGUUGAACUUUUUGAAGGAAGACUGCCACGCUCAGUCGUUGCCCUACUCAGAGGACGGUACUUUGAGAUUCACGAAGCGAGUAACUGCGUCGACCGCAUCUACGAACGGCUGCAGGCGGGAUCCGACGGGCGUUUCUGGCUAGGACGAAAUAUCACCGCCGUUUUGUUUGAGAGGUCCAGUGACUACUUCCAGACCCCGGAGGCGUUCAGUCGAACUGUAAAGUAUGCGUAUAUGACACAUUUCUUUACGAAUCCAUUAGCAGUGCUCCUUGCCAACCAGGAGCCUUCUGAUCUGCCGUCUACUCGCUUCUGUGAGGCCGUUCGAAACGUUCCCUCUUUCAGAAGGCAUUGUGAGAAUCUACUUGAUGAAGGCUGCGCUGAACAGGUGCGCAACUUGUUGGAGGACGACAAAUGCCUUUUGCAACAAAGCCUUCAGCAUCUUGAAUACGGACAGCAGAGGAUGCGCGAGAUUUUCCAAGCGGUGACGUUUGUCCAUGCGUGCCUCAAGGAGCUUAACCUCACCAAACGGGCGAGUAUUUCGGACCUGUCUGUCCGCGCACUGGCAGGAGAGCUCCAGAACUCGUCGUACCUUGAAGAUAUCCUACGGGCUUUCAAAACGCUUGAUUCUACCACGCUACAGCAAAUUUUUGCUAUUCUUCCGGAUAUUUUGAUGGAACCGUCUGAGUUUCAAGAAUUAAAGCGAGACCUUGAAACCCUCGUGCAGACAUAUCCCGACGCACAACCUUUCCGGAGCGAAUAUGACAGCCACAACUCCGUUGUGUCAACAACAGUCGUCCAACAACGUGUCAAACUCAAUAAGGGCAAGGCCAAGCUGUCCGAACCAGACAUUGAAUACACAAAGAUCGUGGACCGUUUCUACUCCUUGACAGAGGCCUCCCUUACGGACGUUUUGCUUCGGCCGCAAGACUUGUUCCUCCACGAAGCCUUCCUUAUUGACAUGAAGAAUCCUUUGAAGGAAGUUUUCGCCCCCCGGCCUCGAUUUGCCAUUGAGCGAGCUUUGUCGAGUCCAUUCGAUUACCUGAUAUCAGACGCGGAGACGGCGAACACCAAGAUCUCUGCAAAACAACCCGCCACGGCCAUAUUAUAUCAGCUAUAUCUUGAAUCUGGCUCCCUUGUUAAUAUAUACGAUCUUUGGCAGGCAUUCUACGCGGUGUUCGAAAGUGAUCAGGGUGGUGACUGUGAUGAACGUGUGAUCAUGACGUUGUUUUACAGAGCCAUUUCUGAGUUGAAGGUUCUUGGAGUGGUCAAGAACAGUCGCAAGAAGACCGACCAUGUUGCUAAGACGGCAUGGAUGGGACUAUGA